AUGGAGGAUGCUAUAGCACUUGGAAUCAUCCAAGGUGCUGUCUCAGACACCAUUUUCCCGAGGAUAGCAAAUGAAGAGAUUGCAAAUGGAGCUUGGGAAGUUUUACAGCAAGAGCACAUAGGAGACACCAAAGUUAGAAAGGUAAAACUUCAAUCCCUUAGAAGAGAUUUCGAGUAUAUAAGAAUGAGGGAAAAUGAGCUGUUGAAAGAUUACUUUACUAGGCUAUUUGAUGUUGUAAAUAAGAUGAAAACACAUGGUGAGGAAUUGCCUAAUGAGAAAGUUGUCCAGAAACUAUUGAUCAGUUUGACUAAGCCAUAUGAUUCAAUAGCGAGUGUCAUUAAAGAAACCAAAGACAUUGAAACUCUUAGUGUGCAAGAUGUAAUGGCAUUCUUAAGAGCUUUUGACCAAAGGCUUGAGAGGCAUGAAAGCAAUUCAAUCACUCUCUAUUGGAUCUAG
Messenger RNA from Malus domestica (apple), 456 nucleotides. RefSeq lists its product as uncharacterized. Lineage: Eukaryota; Viridiplantae; Streptophyta; Magnoliopsida; Rosales; Rosaceae. The record is from RefSeq and is a predicted model, not a curated record.